This is a messenger RNA of Psylliodes chrysocephalus, 949 nucleotides long. NCBI's taxonomy places the organism in Eukaryota, Metazoa, Arthropoda, Insecta, Coleoptera, Chrysomelidae. The record is from the annotation of a GenBank genome assembly.
UUAUUAUAAUAUUUAUUUAUAUACAGCCGGGAGAAUUCUUUUUCGAGGCAGUAUUAAUUAAUGUGUCAAUGAUUUUGGUUCACGUUUUAUAAAGCGAUAGGUAAACGAGUUUUGAAACAAUGAAAUUUUUUAUCACGUUUAUGUGUUGUAUUGUGAGUGUUGCAGUUGCAAGGAAAUUGCCUUCUUUCAUCGAAGUCUGCCAUCCGAAGCGCGUGGACGUGGGAGAAUGCGUCAAAAAGAAUUUGGAAAUCCUUCGGCCAAAAUUCAGACAAGGAAUACCGGAAUUGCAGAUUCCAGCCUUCAAUCCCCUAAAACUUUCAUCGGCCGACAUCAAAUUAGGAGAGAAUUUCAAAACGAACUUGAAAAACAUCAAAUUAUGGUUCUCGAACAGUUUUUCCAUCGAAGAAUUCAAAGUGGAUCUGGAUCAUUUUCGACUCGAAUUUACAAUUAAGUUUCCCGAGGUGAAGGCCCAAGGGGAUUACAGCAUCAAUGGGAAAUUGCUCAUUCUCAAUUUGGACGGUGCCGGAUUAGGAAAAAUAUUUUUACAUAACCUAACGGCAACGGUGGUGGCGUCAGGUAAAAAAGAAAAGAAAAAUGGUAAAGAAUACAUAGUUCCUACUAACGUCGACAUCAAACCGGAAGUGCAAAGCAUGAAUAUUCAUUUAGAAAACCUUUUUCCUUCCAAUCCGGAACUGACCGAACAAGCAAAUAAACUUUUCAACGAUAACCAGAAAGUCCUGUUCGAAGAUUUCAGUCCUCUCAUAGUGAAUCUAGUCAAAAAGCUAAUAUCAAAUUAUAUUAACAACUUUUUCUCUAGAUACAGCUACGAUGUGUUGUUCCCGGACGAUUAAUUAAAUAAUUGUUUUGUUUAUGUUGUGUUUUAAUAAAUUAUGAUAAUUAAGUGUGAUUUUUGAACAAAUAUUUAUCAUAUAAAAAUAAUAAUAAUAAC